This is a messenger RNA of Eruca vesicaria subsp. sativa (arugula), 1469 nucleotides long. The record is from the annotation of a GenBank genome assembly. NCBI's taxonomy places the organism in Eukaryota, Viridiplantae, Streptophyta, Magnoliopsida, Brassicales, Brassicaceae.
GUUUGAUAUCAUUUGUCUUACAAAAGAUGGAGCAGUGCCAAGAGAGGAAGUUUGUGUGUAGGUUCUGCAGCAAGAGGUUCCCUUGUGGGAAAUCACUUGGAGGUCACAUCAGAACACACAUGAACAAUGAGAACUCAGCUGAUUCAGAUGAAGAUGAACUCAGUAAGCUCAGAGUUUAUGAAAAUGGAGGUCACUAUAGCUAUGGUCUGAGAGAGAAUCCUAAAAAGAACAAGAGGUUUGUGGUUCAAAGAGACAUGAUGGCUUUCAAACAUCAGCAACAGCAACUUCUUUGUUGCAGAGAAUGUGGUAAAGGUUUCCCUUCUUCUAAAGCACUUUGUGGUCACAUGGCCUGUCAUUCUGAGAGAGAGAAGAUUGUGAUGGAUAGUCAAUCUGAGACUGAAGCUUCUUCCUCACCUAUUAGGAGAAGAUCCAAGAAAGUUGUGAAACAUCACCACGAGUCUGAUGCUUUUGUAGUUGGUGGUAGCAUCAUGAAUCAUCAAUACGGUUCAGCAUCUUUUGAUGAUUUUAAGGUUGAGCCGGAACAAGAGGAAAUGGCAUUGUCUCUGAUGAUGAUGUCUAGAGAUUCAAGUUUCAAGAAAGGACAUAACAUGGUUGUGAACUCUGUAGCUGAGUCAUCAGACAACUACUCUGUGAUUCUCGAGACUAAGUCAUCUUCAGGAGAACAGCUGAAGAAAGUUGAGGAGUUCUGCAAGAAAGACAAACAUGGAGGAGGACUGGAUGAUGGUGAUGUUCUGUAUGAAUCAGACAAUUCUGAUUCUGGCUAUUUCAGGAAUGGCCCAAAGAAGUUGGACUCAGAUGUUUCUGUUGAUGCUGGAUUCAAUAACAAGACUGCAAUGAGAUUCAACAGCUCUGCAACAAAACAAGACAAGAACAGAUUCAUGAAGGAGUGGUCAGGAUCUAAAGCAGUUUGUUCUCCUACAAAGUAUGAUUUGAGGAAAAGCAAAAGAAGCUUCACUUGUUACGGUAGAAAGAAAAUCAAGUAUGAGUUCACUGAAUCAAUUUAUGACAGUGGUGAUCAGCAUAGCUUGGAGACUGAGUCUUGUGCAGACACAAUCAAGAUUUAUACUAAACCCACAAUGGUUAAGAAACCAAGUGGUGGUGGAAAGAAGAGAAGCAAAGGUCAUGAGUGUCCUAUUUGCUUCAGGGUGUUUAAAUCAGGACAAGCUUUAGGUGGUCACAAGAGAUCACAUUUCCUUGGGAAUCAUGAACACAGGACUUUAGUGAUUCAACAACACCAAGUGGCUCAUGAGAUGCAUACACUAAUUGAUCUCAAUCUUCCUGCUCCUAUUGAUUAAUGAAUCAGUAGUAAACCAAGAUACAUAAUUUUGUUCUCAUUAUUGUUGUUUCCUCUCUGUUCUUGAUUUUUUGUGUUGCUUCAGAUUCAAGAAUACUUUUGGUUUGGAAAGUAUAUCUAACUUUUAUUUUUAUUUGUUCAUAAUCAUAUCAAG